AUGCGUCCGUUCAAGACCCUGCUCGCAGUUGUUGCCUCCAUCCUCUUGCUUGGCGUUACCAGCGCUCUCCCCGCCUCCGAGGACUCCAACGUCGCGCUGGUCUCGAAUAUUGAGGCCGAACGCGUCAUCCAACACAACGGGCCUCUGCGCUCUCUCAAAACUACAAAGACUAACGAGGGCCUACAGGACGAGGAGCGACUGGACCUUUCCUUUUUGAAAAAGCUCCCGGGGGUGUCGUCGCUGAGGAAAGCUGCAGCUGCACACCAGGCCGCAGUAAAGGCGAAAGCAGACCAAAAGGCCGCGGAGCUGGCCAACCUGAACAAAAUGUUCAACUUCUUGGGGACUAGUGACGACCAGCUCUUCAAGAAGUUCGAGAUGUGGUUCAACUCCAAGAUUACUCCAGCGGAAUCUGCGAAAAAUCUGAUGGCAUUUGGCGGACGGGCAGAGAAAGAAGCCGAUAGAAUUGCGAAGCUCUACAUCCGUUGGAAGUCCAUCAAGGAACAGGGAAUGCGUAACUUUUAG
Molecule: messenger RNA, 522 nt
Organism: Phytophthora sojae
Lineage: Eukaryota; Oomycota; Peronosporomycetes; Peronosporales; Peronosporaceae
Exons: 1
Coding region: 1-522 (173 amino acids)
Source: RefSeq, a predicted model, not a curated record